Messenger RNA from Schistosoma haematobium, 5633 nucleotides. Its product is annotated as ubiquitin-conjugating enzyme E2 G1. The coding region runs from base 46 to 552 and encodes 168 amino acids. Gene Ontology annotation, biological process: protein polyubiquitination; proteasome-mediated ubiquitin-dependent protein catabolic process. NCBI's taxonomy places the organism in Eukaryota, Metazoa, Platyhelminthes, Trematoda, Strigeidida, Schistosomatidae. The record is from RefSeq and is a predicted model, not a curated record. Gene Ontology annotation, molecular function: ubiquitin conjugating enzyme activity. The transcript has 5 exons.
ACUCCUGGCCGCGGUUUUUAACAUCGGGGACCCCAGGACUUCAACAUGUGUAGUCCAUUAUCUGCUCUCUCGCUUAAAAAACAGUUAUAUGAACUGAACAAAAGCGCAACUGAAGGUUUUUCUGCGGGGUUGGUUGAUGAGGACAAUAUUUUCAAAUGGCGAGUGCUUAUCAUUGGUCCACCAGAUACUCUUUAUGAGGGUGGUUGUUUUCAUGCAGAGCUGGACUUUCCACAAGACUACCCCGAGCGCCCUCCUAAAAUGCGGUUCGUAACUGAUAUCUGGCAUCCAAAUAUUGCUCAGGACGGAGAUGUUUGUAUUUCCAUUCUUCAUCACCCUGGAAAAGAUCUGUGGGGCUACGAAAGGCCCGAGGAAAGAUGGCUACCUGUGCAUACCGUAGAAACAAUUAUUACUUCUGUUAUUUCGAUGCUUGCUGAGCCUAAUCCUGACAGCCCUGCCAAUGUCGAUGCAGCUAAGGAGUUCAGGGAAGAUUUUGCGGAGUUCAAGAGAAAAGUUUGUCGGUGUGUAAGGAUGAGCCAAGAACGUCUUGAAUGAAUUAAAUUAAUCUAAUUGCUUUAUCAUUAUACAUCAGCCAUCGUUAUGAAAAUAUUUCUACAUCAAACCCAGUCCUUGGUCGUAACAUUAUACAACCUAAUUAUACCUAACUUUAAAGAGACAAUCCUAAAUGCUUAUGUAAUGCUUGUCGAGUCUUACCAUACCUUUGGCCAGAUUCGAUGUGACGUGGUGCUUAGUUAUGUGGCUGCUGUCACUUAUAGUCUGACGUCUACUUUUAUGAGUGACCAAUAUUAGGUGUAAGUAUACAACGCUGAUGAAACUGCGCCUCGUCUUGAUUACUACACUUACAGUUUACGUAUGGGACAAAGCUGAAUUGCCAGUCAGCAACAACUAUAAUUGCAACCUAUGGGUAACAGAGCAUGUACGUUGUGACUCCCCAGGUGAAUCAAUCACUUUAUUAUAAUAAUUUCACUGCACUUCCAUCAGACUUGUCGUGCAUCUAUAGUGUAUUGUGCUUUGUACUUAAUAUACGACUGGUCAUUUCACUUAUUUCUCUGGGUCUUGCAAUUGGCACUUUUCCCAGGUUAGGGCAUUUUGUUAUUGAAAAAGACAUCAGUGACAAAAUCCCCAAGUUUCAUUACAAGGACAGGACUUGAUAAUGUAAAAUAGACCAGGCAUUAGGUAGAUUUUUUUUAUAGUUAUGAGGUGACAUUUUUGUAGUGCACCAGUUGAUAAAAAAUUAGAGCGACUCACACUGUUUCAGAAAUACAUUUUUCUGUUCUAUAGGAUGUUGAAAGUGCCUCAUAUGUAGUGGACGCAUCUGUAUGUUACCCUUACAAGUAGCGAGUAGAGGCGUGUAGCUCUGUGUACUAUCAAAAUAAACGCUUCCACUAGUCGGAGAUUCCCCAUACGUUUGUGUAGUUAUAAUUACUAAACGCGACUUAUUUCUUAAUUGGUAAUACCUCCCGAAUGCCCUGGUUCACUCGGAAAGUGAAGUAAGUUCACUAUAUCAAAAUGCUCUCGUGAGGUCAUGUGUUUACAACCCCUCCUCAGGAAGUCCUACUUACUGCCUUUUUGCGGUGGUGUUGUUUAGACCGAGAGAACGAAAAAUGGUUAUCAUGCGCUUGAACUGAGUUUUUGAAUACAAAGCACUCAACCAUAUAGUUUGGAGGACGCGGCUCCAGACCUCGAAAGAACGAUUGAAGUAGGAAUCUGAUUUUGGCCACGCGCAGUUAUUGGAUGCUAACUCCUUGUGUCGCUCCACUGAUUUGUCGAUAAUCAUCUAGAUCAAAGCCACGGAGAGUGACUCACUAAGUAAGCCAGUUUCCUUAGCCAUAAUACGUAUAUGGUAUCCCAAUUGAGACAAAAUACGAUAAUUACUAUUGGAAGGUGCCCUUCCUCAUUGUUAUUCACAGUUGUUUUGUCACAUCCAUUCUUACUUUACGUGACUUGUAUAUGCCUCAUUAUUUCCAUUCUGUGUGUUCCUUUAUUUUUCUGUAUGAUCUCAAGUCUCUGUCCGAAAUUUUGAAUUCUUCCGAAUACGGUUCUUGGUGCAACUUUCCCGAAAUCACAUCCCAUCCAGACUGACUUAUUGGGGGACCCUGUUGAAUUAAUAUCCGGUCUCGGUGACUCGGAAAGCGCCAGGGUAAAGGUCAUACUAGUCGAGCGGGUCCCCGUUGUCAGUCGUGCGUCCUGUUUGAUUACAAAACACCACCAAAGUGGAUAGAAAUUGGCAUGUGGGACGAUGUCGUUUCGUGAUCCUCGACUACGUCUCCACGGAUUGCCGCCCAGAUGCGAUCGAGGAUGAGUUCCAUCAUCAAAUAAACGAUGUCAGUGAAGCACGUUCGACAGAAAUUGUAGUACUAACCGGGGAUUCGAAGCACAGGUCGACCGUCUAUACACAGAGUAGAGCCGCUUGGUAGCCAACAGGGAAUCGUUGUUUCCAUGUCAGACAGGGGUGACUGUCUCUUUGAGCUUUGCGGAGGUCACAACCUGUUUCUUCCCAGUACCAAUGUUCAAUGCAGUAGUCACCGAUGUUGUUGCACUGUUGCCCAAUUUCACUCGUCCUCUUCGACUUUUUCAUCGAUAUUUGGAAACAGCAACGAACGAGGCAGUUGAAAGGGUUGAGAAUCUAGAUAUUUAUGUGAGUGCUGAUGGUGACGUAACUGAUGAAAAGAUAGGAAGCAGUCGGUCUACGGCGUGAUGCUACGAAAUGGAGAGCUGUUUAUCAUGGUUCCCUGGUUGAGUUUUUAGAGGUGAUGCAACUCGCUGGUUUGAGACGCAAUCAAACGUACAGAAUAUUAAACACUGGAGGUCUUGCCGUAAUUUCUUAGAAUUUUUCACGAUAGUGAAGGGGACUUUAACUAAGUGAAUUAUGAAUCCUCUGUCUUCUAUUUUAACUAAACUGUCAUAUUAUGCAAUCUUUCCUAGCUACUUUAUUAAUGUCUUUACUUUUUAAAUGUGCUGCAUCUUCCUCAAGUUUUUGUUCAAAUUUACUUGUGUUAUGUGUCCUGUUUUUGUAUACCUUAUUGUAACCCCACCUGUAGCCCCUCCAUGGUUACUGCCGGUAACAAGCCUGGAAAAAAUAGUGUUGAAGAUGGAUUCAGCAAACCAUUCCAUAGAAAGCAACCUUGCUCAAAAAAGCGCUUACCAGAAAAAUAGCUUAGUCCAUUGAAACUCGGCCGUGGUUGUUGACGGGUCUUCAUUUACCAAAGGCUGGAUUCAGUAAGGAUCGGUCUUGUGCAAACCAAAUCGCGAUGCUUCAGAUCAUUGUUGGGUAAUCAGUUGGAUGGAACUCAUUACUAUACCUCAACUUCAUUGACUAUGGGAAAGCGUUUGAUAACAUGGGCGGAAGGACCUUAUAAAACCGUCUUCGACACGAUGGUGUACCUCGGAAAGUGGUCAACAUCGCGCAGAUUUGGUGCGAUCGAUCACACUGCAAAGUCCUGCAUGGAGGACAGCUGACAGAUGCGUUCAAAGUGAGGGUCAGUAUCAGACAAGGCUCCUUACACUCCCUUUUUCUUCUGGUGAUUGACUAGAUUGUGAAGAACUCUACAUCCCAUGUCAAUUUUAGCUUGAGUUAAAAGCCUAUCUGCUAUCCAUCCGUAAAUUCCACUGUGUAUCAGGCUACCCUUACAAAAACUGUUAUUAUCAACUCUAAUAAGUAUACCUGUAUAAAUAAGCCUUUACACCAUACACGACCGAGUCUCAGAUAUAAUGUAACCUGUUGUCUUGACAGGUUAUUAGAUAUAGACCAGAAUAAAACCAAUGGAAAUAUUGUAACACAUUUUUUACUUCACCGUUGAUAAGGUGUGUUGAACUUUCCUAGCUUCAAGACACGUCUUUUUUAUUUCUUCACAAUAUCAUCGUUACAUUUUGUAUGCCACUUUGUUAUGGUGCCUAUUGUACCGGAGUUUUGUCGUAAAUGAACAAAAUACCAUAAAUUCACGGACGAUUUUCUCUUCGUAAACAAACCAUCUCUGGUUAUCUCCAGUUUGGGAAUUCCACACUAUGUACUUGCUGAAGUCUCUAUCUAAUAGGGAUUUACUUUUACCAGAACUCAUGGUAUGCUCUUAGAGUUUCUGAACAAAACUAAUUAUCGAGAAACAUACACCCAAUUUGAGGCUUUUUUAAUAUUUGUAAUAGUCAUGGGAGCCCAAACCACAGUCCAUACUCUCAUUAUUUUCCACUAAUUCAUUCCUACUUGUCUACACUUUCAUCAAAUUAUUAAAACAUUUGCCUUCCGGAUACGUUGACUACAUAUCUACGUGACAUUUCUACUUCGAUAAAGUCAUUUAUUUCAUACCUAAUGUUUACAGAGGGGAAACUGUAUCUUUAAUCUUGUGUUAAUAAACUUUUAUUUUCCAUGUAUGUAUCGAUAUAUGUUAUCGUGUAUACAAGCCAUGUUUGCUGAUAUAGGUACCUAACUAUAUUGUAAUAUAAUCAUAUAAUAUAAUCGUUUGUUACAAUAUAAGAUAGGUCGUUGUUGAGUUUACAAGAUACCAUAGAUCAUAUGAAUUAGUACCUUAACUGAGAUAUCCCAAAGUUAAUUUGCGGUAUGUUAAUAAAUGGCCACUACCCUAACCAUAAACAUCAUGUCAUCUACCACUUUUUAUUUAUUUGAACACAUGAAUAUUGGGACAAGAGAGCGCCAAUAUAUAUGCGCCACACAAAACAAUGAGAAUUCGAAGAGAAAUAGAAAAAAAACUAAGCAGCGCAAAAAAAGAGAACAAUAACGAAGAGAUUGGUGUGAGGUAGUAUGGUAGAAAUGAGGGAACGGAAAGGUACAAUCAGAAGAAAUCUUUCAGGUAAGGGAGACACAGCCACUUUUUAUGAAGAAAGUAAAAGAAGGUUACAGCAGGAUCGCCACUGGCUUCUAUUCUGAGCCAUAUCUGAUAACGUCUCUAGCCACUGUGUUGCACCAUCUCUCGGACCCCAACCAGGGAGUCGUGAAGGACCAACACAAGCCAGUCCUUUGCAGCUUUCUUUCAUGCCACGAUACCAUGUCAUACACUGAACACCUCUCCGCUUUUUCCAACCAGUCCCAGCGUCGGCAAAUAAUGCACGACGUGGAAUUCUCUGGGACGACAUUCGUAGAACAUGUCCAAGCCACCGAAGUCGGUGUUUCAAGAUGGUGACACCAAUUGAAUUAUCAUCUCUGUGCCCGAACACACGAUGUCGGACCUCUGCAUUACUAACAUAGUGUUGCCACUGGAUGUCAGCAAUCCUUCGGAGACAACGAUGGUCGAACACAUAGAGUCGUCCAACAUCCUCAACUCGGAGAGGCCAGGUUUCACAAGCAUAGAGCAAAACUGCUCUCACCGACGCGUUGUAGAUCCGACCUUUUACAGCCAGACUGACAUCACGAAGGUGCCAAAGAUGGCCCAGAUUGGCAUACGCCGCUCUGGCUUUCACUAUACGUGCAUUGAUCUCAUCACUCACACCCCCGCCAGCACUUAUGCAGCUACCCAGAUACACGAACUUCUCGACUACUUCUAUCUGCUCACCAUCCAGGAUGAGUACAGGAUUGGAAUCCUGCCAGUCUUGUAGAAGUACUUUGCACUUCGAAGGUGCAAAGCACAUACCAUACCUACGGACACUGAUUGCCAACUGAUUAAGUG